GCGGGGCCUGGGCCAGAGGGCGGCUCUCGCCCGCGUGCACACCCGGAAGCGCACCGGCGUCCGCUCUCAGAGCCGGGGGAAGCAGCGCCCUCGCUCCAGUGCCUGCAGCCAGCUCCUCAGUCAUGCCGAAGCACGAGUUCUCCGUGGACAUGACCUGUGAAGGCUGCUCUAAUGCAGUCACUCGGGUCCUCAACAAGCUGGGAGGUAGCUGCUUUGACCAUCUCCGUUUCAAGCAGGAGGGAACUGAAGUUCAGAGAGGAGUUCAAUUUGACAUUGACCUGCCCAACAAGAAGGUCUGCGUCGACUCUGAGCACAGCGUGGACACUCUGCUGGAGACCCUGGGGAAAACAGGAAAGGCCGUUUCCUACCUUGGCCCCAAGUAGCGAGGGCCUGGGCCCCCAGCCUGCAGGAUGGACCAAAGUGGGCAGGAUGCUGAGCCAGCUCCUGCCUUCCAGACAGAUCUAGGACCUGACAAUCCUGCUCAGCGAUGGUAGUUCCUGCGGAGACCCUCACUUGCCCUGCUCUUCUAUAGCUUCCUUGCAAUAAAGUCAAGUCGAUUUUGCUGGA
Messenger RNA from Aethalodelphis obliquidens (Pacific white-sided dolphin), 567 nucleotides. It is a transcript of the gene ATOX1, whose product is annotated as antioxidant 1 copper chaperone. Gene Ontology annotation, biological process: copper ion transport. The coding region runs from base 123 to 383 and encodes 86 amino acids. Gene Ontology annotation, molecular function: metal ion binding; copper chaperone activity. The record is from RefSeq and is a predicted model, not a curated record. Lineage: Eukaryota; Metazoa; Chordata; Mammalia; Artiodactyla; Delphinidae. Gene Ontology annotation, cellular component: cytosol. The transcript is spliced from 5 exons.